AUGAGCGGCCGGCGAACAAAUAAUGGCAGCAGUACAGAAGGGCAGGACCUGGUGCACUUACUCUCCACCGAGCAAUGCGGAGAAUUCAUGAUAUUGGCGAGCACGAUUACCGAGAGAAUGAGAAAGAGUAUUGGGGAGGUGUUUGAAGCUGUUGAGCAGGGGGAAGCACUGAAGGGAGUUGGUGAAAAAGAGGUGCGGAAGCCGGGAGUGGGAGAGGAGAAGGGGGAUGAAAUUGGGGACUUGUUAGGUUUUGGAGAGGUGAAGGUAGGGGGUAGUGGACGAGAUGUAAGGGAUGGGGAGAGGAGAGAUUGGGAGACGGAAGAUGCGCUACCAGAACCAAUGGAACACACACCUGCACAGCCUCCAGCACGGAAGAAAGCCGCGAAAAUGGAGAGCUUGAGCAGGAACCCUUUAGAGGAGGAGGACUUGCCAUCGCGGAUCGGGGAGCUUUCCAUCUCGGAUGCCAGCUCUGGAAUGGAAUCUCAGAUCAAUCCCCCAGGAGGAAAUUUCGAGGGUGGCUCGGGGGAUGAAUCCAAAGUACUACGCUUAGUGCACGAUGGUGAUGAAGACUCCGAUGGAGAACUACAAAUGCUUGCACCGGAGCCGAUAGAGCACUUUCCUGAAGCCACUCCGAAACAAGUUGAUGCAGAGGGUGCCCAACUUCCAAAGACUCCUGAUGUGGCGACUCCUCCCCCAGUACCACCACUGGCAGCCGCAGGAGCAGAGGGGAAAAACCCCUCAGGAAAGAGACCUAUACCUAAGCGCACUACAACCCCUAAACUCCGCGACCUCCGCCGAAAAGCCCUUGCCUCGCACGACGAAUGGGCCUUUAAUGUCCUCCGCCGUAUUGGUGAAGCACUGAACGCCCCGGGUAGUCCUAGAUCUACGAAUGCCAACCGGGGACCCCAAGGACAGGUCCUCAAGUGGCCGGAAAUAUACAAGCCUGUGCCUGCACCCCUCACAUCCCCGCUCUCACUCCACUCCGCAGGGCUGGUAGUUCAGGCUGUUCUCCUCCAUUUGCUUUCAUUGGGGAAGUACGAUGCCCGCUCACGUACUUUUUUAUUAAUAGUUGCGUCGUCGCUGCGGGUCCCAGCGGACGUGGUUAUCGCGCUGGAGAGUGAGAUCGCAAAGACGUUGAUUGCCGUGUCGAAGCAGAUGAACGCUGAUGCCGAGUCUAAGAAACGUGCAAAUGAGGCGAAGUUUUCGAGGAGAUGGAAGGUUGGGUUGGCCUCAGUUGCGGGGGCUGCGGUUAUUGGGGUUACUGGGGGGUUGGCAGCACCUUUUGUUGCUGCGGGUAUUGGGGGGUUAUUGAGUGGUUUGGGAUUAAGUGCUGCGGUCACAGGGUGUUUGGGUGCUGUUGCUGGGAGCGGAGCGAUUAUGGGGGCGCUUUUUGGGGCAUACGGGGCGAAGAUGACGGGAGAAAUGGCUAAGCGGUAUAUACCCCCUUGUGCAAACCGCGUCCCGAGUGCAGGAGCUUAUAGUGCUUAGAUACGCAGCAGAAGUGAAAGACUUUGCCUUCGUCCCCCUCCGGAACAGCGAUUCCCGCCUCCGCGUGACGAUCGGCAUAACCGGCUGGCUGACAAACCCCGACGAGGUGACUCUCCCAUGGAAAGCCCUGAAUGGAAACUCUGAGGUCUACUCCCUCCGCUGGGAAAUGGAGGCUUUACUAGACCUCGGCACCUCCCUUCAGGAAGUUCUAAAGUCUUAUGCAUGGUCCUACAUAAAACUCGAGAUCAUCAAGAGAACCGUUCUCGCACCUCUCUGGGCUGCUAUAUGGCCAGUUGCCUUGCUUCGUGCGGCGCGGGUGAUUGAUAAUCCAUUCAGCAUUGCCAAACAUCGCUCCGAGAAAGCUGGUCGAGUGCUCGCUGAUGCGAUUAUCAACAAGGCCCAAGGAGAGCGGCCAGUAACGUUGAUUGGGUUCUCACUGGGAGCGAGGGUGAUAUACUACUGUCUCCAAUCCCUUGCAGAGAGAGGCGCAUACGGACUGGUAGAGAACGUGGUCCUGAUGGGUGCGCCAGUCCCUAGCUCUGGAAACACAUGGAUUGCUGUGAGAGCCGUCGUAGCCGGUAGGGUAGUCAACGUAUACUCGGAGAAAGACUACAUCCUCGGGUUCCUGUACAGGACAAGUUCUGUGCAAUUGGGAAUUGCAGGGCUUCAACCCGUUAAAGUCUCUGGCAUUGAGAACUUUGAUGCUGGGAACCGGGUUGAGGGUCAUCUGAAGUACCGUCAUGUGGUGGGAGUAAUCUUGAAAGAAAUCUUUGGUCAUGAUGUGGAUGCUGGUGAAGUCAGCAGGGAAGAAGAGAUUUUGAGGAUGCUCGAACUGAAGGAUGAGCAGGAUGAGAGGGAGAGGAAGGAGCAUGAUGAGAAAGGUAGGGGGAGUGAUGAUGUGGAUGGGGAGAUUAGCAGUGCCCUGGAGAGGGCUGAGAGGGAGUUGGAGAGGAAACUCGGGAGAGAGGAGGAGGAAGUUAGGAGGAAGGGAAGGGAGGGGGGGAGGGGAGAAAUCUGA
This is a messenger RNA of Tuber aestivum (summer truffle), 2506 nucleotides long. The record is from the annotation of a GenBank genome assembly. Lineage: Eukaryota; Fungi; Ascomycota; Pezizomycetes; Pezizales; Tuberaceae.